This is a messenger RNA of Saccostrea echinata, 990 nucleotides long. RefSeq lists its product as uncharacterized. Gene Ontology annotation, molecular function: hydrolase activity, hydrolyzing O-glycosyl compounds. Gene Ontology annotation, biological process: carbohydrate metabolic process. NCBI's taxonomy places the organism in Eukaryota, Metazoa, Mollusca, Bivalvia, Ostreida, Ostreidae. The record is from RefSeq and is a predicted model, not a curated record.
AUGGCACAUGGAACACACGCUGAUGGUAUAUCAAUACGGCUUGUUCAAAAGAGACACGCCUUUCCGUUUGGUACAGCAGUAAAAGCAUCUUUUCUUGUUGAUGACACACACCAGGCCUAUCAGAACUUCAUCUUUAACAACUUUAACUGGGUUGUCCUGGAAAAUGCUCUAAAGUGGAAACAUCUUGAGAGGACAGAGGGGCAUCCUAAUUUUGAUACAGCUGUAGGAGCAAUAUCGAAACUACGAUCACAUGGUUUAGAUCACUGGGAUGUUUAUAACGAGGCAUUACAUGGACGUUAUUUUGAGGAACACACUGGGGACCCAGAUAUCAUCAAAGAGAUGUUCCGUUGGCUUCACGUCGCACAACCCCAAUCAAAACUGUUCCUCAAUGACUAUAAAAUUGUUCCCUCAAAUCUUUUCACAACGGCUCUGAAAAACCAGGCGCUACAACUACUUAAAGACAGUGUUCCGUUGUAUGGAAUCGGUAUUCAGAGUCACUUCAAGACUUCUCAGAUAGACCUAGACGUCAUUAAGUAUAGACUUGAUAAAGUAGCAGAAGCUGGACUUAAGAUCUGUAUCACAGAACUGACGAUUCGAGUAGCAAACAGCACCAAAAAGGCUGCAGCUUUGGAGGACCUAACUCUGUACUUUAGUCACCCAGCGGUAGAGGGGGUACUCUUGUGGGGGUUCUGGGACGGAGCCAUACGUGACAAGGAUGCUUCACUGUUUACAGGAUCUUCUAUAACGGCAAAUGCUGCUGGACAAAAAUAUUUAGAUCUGGUGAAAAAGACAUGGUGGACAGACUACACCCAUAUGAUAACUUCCGGUCACGUGUUACGUACCAGUGUAUUUAAAGGAGACUACCAACUUCUAGUUAAGCAUAAUGGAAAUAUAAUUCAUCGAGAAAACCUGGCAAUUGAUUCUGCAGGAAAGGAUAUUACAGUCCAUGUAACAGACGACCAUCAAGUAACACAGAUUGCGUUUGGCUAA